Messenger RNA from Ceratina calcarata, 2766 nucleotides. Its product is annotated as WD repeat-containing protein 3. The coding region runs from base 1 to 2766 and encodes 921 amino acids. Lineage: Eukaryota; Metazoa; Arthropoda; Insecta; Hymenoptera; Apidae. Gene Ontology annotation, biological process: maturation of SSU-rRNA. Gene Ontology annotation, cellular component: small-subunit processome; Pwp2p-containing subcomplex of 90S preribosome. Gene Ontology annotation, molecular function: protein binding; snoRNA binding. The record is from RefSeq and is a predicted model, not a curated record. The transcript is spliced from 11 exons.
AUGGGUUUGACGAAACAAUAUUUAAGAUACGUGCCAGCAGGGAAUUUGAACAUAAUCGUUAGCCCUUCGUGCAACGUCGUGUUUGUAACGCUUCAAGAGCAGGAAGGCAGAUACGUAGCAGUCGGAGCUUGCGAACACGUUUUUAUAUGGGAUUUACGUUUAGGAGAAAAGGCUCAGGUGUUGUCUGGAGACAAAGUGAACGUAACUUCCUUGGCAGCGUCUCCUAAUACUUUUCAUAUAGCAGUCGGAUAUGCGGAUGGUACUAUAAAGAUAUUCGAUUUAAGAACUGGAGAGAACGUCAGCAUAUUUGUAGGGCACAGAUCUGAGAUUACGUCCUUGGUUUAUGAUAGGAAAGGACACAGAUUAGCUUCUGGUUCAAAAGAUACGAAUAUAAUCGUUUGGGACGUAGUAGCAGAAACUGGAAUCUGUAGACUGACUGGGCACAAAGGUGUGAUCACCAAAUUAGCAUUUAUGAGAGAUCAUAACAUUAUCAUCAGCUCUAGUAAAGAUACUUUCGUUAAAUUCUGGGAUUUAGACACUGAACAUAACUUCAGGACUCUCGUUGGUCAUAGAACAGAGGUCUGGAGUCUCGCGUUAGCUAAGAAUGAUCAGUAUUUAGUAACUGGAUGCAACGAUAGUGAAUUACGUAUAUGGAAAAUAUUUUUCGUUGAACGGAGCGCAGCAAAUGUUGACGUUAAUUUACAAGAUUUGUCUAUUAUUGACGAUGUCGAAGUCAGCGAUGUGAAACAUCCUUUAAGAUGCGAGAAAGUUGGGAGUAUUUUGAGGAGCGGUCGUGGGCGAGUCGUGUCUCUCGAGGUAGACACGACUCGUUCAAUCGUAGGGUGCCAUGGUUUAAAUAACACAGUGGAAUUAUUUAAAUUUCUGCCUGAUACUAAGGUCAAAGAGAAUGUACUGAAAAGGGUUCGAAAGAAAAAAGCGAAAGCAGAAAAGACUGAUGAGAAUACAGAAAUGAAUAUCUCAGAAACGCCUACAAUAAAAGACGAAGUUACUCGACUACCCAUUAUCAAAAUACCCGUUAAAGCAAAAGGAAUAGACAUGAUAAUGGGCAGAAAUGGUGAAUUGAGAGUUUGUAUAGGACUUAACAAUAAUUCUAUCGACUUGUAUUCCCUUUUCACUGAAGAGAAAGACGCAGAAGUGAAACAUUUAAGAUCGAUAACGAAUCACGGCCACAGAUCAGACGUCCGUGCGGUUUGCUUCAGUUCCGACAAUUUAGCUUUCGCCACAGCGAGCGGUGAUUCUGUAAAAUUAUGGAACAGACCGACACUAGCUUGUCUACGUACCGUGCAAUGCGGCUACGCAUUGACAGCAACGUUCGUGCCUGGAGACAGGCAUUUAAUCGUCGGUUUAAAAGACGGGAAAAUGUUAAUUAUCGACAUCGCUUCCGGCGACGUUUUAGAAGAAGUUCCUGCGCAUUCGAAAGAACUUUGGAGCGUCACGUUGUUCCCAGAUAGGAAAGGAGUAGCCAGCGGCGGUGGAGACCAGACUGUAAAAUUCUGGAACUUUGAACUGAUCGAAGAUCCGGACACCGAAAUUAAAGCGAAAGUUCUCUCGGUUUUACAUGUGAAAACUCUGAAAUUAGAGGACAGCGUGCUGUGCGUUCGAAUUACUCCUAACAACAGAUUCGUCGCAGUCGCGUUGCUCGACUCUACUGUGAAAAUCUUUUUCCUAGACACUUUCAAGUUCUUCAUUUCUCUUUACGGACACAAAUUGCCAGUUUUAUCUAUGGAUAUAUCAAGCGACUCGACGUUGAUCGCGACUGGUUCUGCUGAUAGAAACAUAAAAAUCUGGGGUUUGGAUUUCGGAGAUUGUCACAAGUCGAUUUUCGCUCACGACGAUUCUGUAACAGGAAUAUCAUUUGUACCUGGAACGCACUACGUCUUCACUUGUGGAAAAGAUGGGAGGGUCAAACAAUGGGACGCUGAUAGUUUUAACAAAAUCGUCACGUUGCAAGGACACGCAGGCGAGGCGUGGAAUUGCACUGUUUCGCCGAACGGCGUCUACGUUAUUUCUUGCGGAUCUGAUAAGGUCGUCAGGUUGUACGAACGGAGUACAGAACCUUUGGUUCUCGAAGACGAAGAAGAGGAGGAGAGGGAACGUCAAGAGAACGAGUUAGCAACCGGAGAGAGUACCGUCGUCCCUGGACAAAAGCAGCAGUCUCUCCCUUCAAGAAAAACAGUGUCCAGCGAAAAAGGAGCAGAAUUGAUAAUGGAGUGUCUGGACGUAUCGAAAGAAUACAAAGAACAGUUAUUAGAAACAACUGCUGAUAAAACUCCUGUGCUUCCCUUGCAAAUGCAAGCCUACGAUUGUACGACUGUGGAGGAUUAUUUAUUAGAAACCGUGAAACGAAUUAGGGGAAGCGAAUUGGAAGAGACGUUGUUAUUAUUACCUUAUUCAGCGGCUUGCGAGAUUCUAAAAAUGUUACCAAAAUUAUUAGAAACCGAUUACCAUACAGAAUUAAUCGCAAAACUAGCACUGUGCUUGUUACAAGCUCACCAUGGACCAAUCACAGCUACCCAAGAACUUUUACCUAUUUUAGAAAUCGUGCAAACGCUGGCUAUUAAGAAAGUCUCAGGCCUGAGGGACAUGAUUGGUUUCAAUUUACACGGAAUGAUGCACGUACAACGAGUCGUCGAGGAGAACGAAGGGAUACAAUUUUUCAAGGACGCGACUAAGAGUCACACACGUAAAAACCGGCUCCGAAGAGAAAAGCAGAAAGCGUUAAAACGAGCAAUAAUGACUUUGUAA